CGUGGUCGCUUUAUCGAUCGAAAUGGUUCCGUCCGUAACGUCCAUAUCACAUGUACUGAACGGCCUGGAUUCCUGGAAGCAAUUUAUGAAGUGAAAACAAUUGUUUUCUUAUAAAUUUUAUACGGGUACGGUCCGGUACGGAUUUACAAUUACAUAGAAUCAUAGACUUUGUCCGUUAUUUGGAAAAUGUUCUUUCAGACCGCAAAAAUGCCACUCUUUUAUGUUGCACAGACAGACUUAAUUAAAAUCCCAGUUCAGCAAAAAUAAUCUGAGUAUUCUGUAUAAAGUUGUUCCUUCUCUGAAGACAUAAAUGGAGCCUACAAGUUCCAGCUCCAAUUUUUCGCCUUCGAGUUUUCUGCAGCCAGCUCCGGAUGUUCCUAAUGGACGUUCUGACGUGUCGCUCAGAGGAGAGAACGAUCCAUCAAAGCCAGUCCAGUGGAUUCCCUGCCAUCGUGCAAUUCUGGCGGCUAAAAGUGCCUAUUUUCGCUCCAUGUUUGCUUCGCAAAUGAAAGAAUCUCACGAAGAACAAAUCAAGAUCCAAGAUGUUCCUCAUGAAGUAUUAUACCAAAUUGUCCGGUACAUAUGUUCGUCAGAAAUCUCUUUGGAUGCCGAUAAUGUGUUGUCAUUGCUAGAAUUUGCACUGUUCCUUGAUGUAUCGGAGAUCGUUAGCGCAUGUAAGGAAUUUUUAAAGCGAAACAUGAACACCGGAAACUGGUUGACCGUACAGCGCACUGCAGAAUUCCUGUCCUGCCGCGAUCUAGUAAAACUCUGCGAAGAAUUUGUCGUGAAACAUUUUUCAGCUGUUUCACGCUGUGAUGAUUUCUUACAGAUUAGCGAAUCGCAGCUAAUCGAACUUAUUGCUUCCGACGAUUUGUAUGCAAAGAGCGAGGACGAGGUGGCGGAUGCUGUGCUACGUUGGUCAAACAAAUAUCCAGCUCAGCGGAUUCUCAACGUCGGCGAAAUUCUACCGUUGAUUCGAGCCCCGUUUCUAAGUCCUGAGCGAUCCAAAUCAGUUCGUACUUUGUAUAUGGAUCCUGAAAAUACACCAGUGGAACAGUUCCAAAAGGUCACGGACGGAAUAAUUCGGCUAACGCCAUAUGAGCACCGGAAAUCUGGGCGGUGAUUACAGACUAAAGUGCGUUCAUCGCUUUGAUCCGGUUGCAAAGGAAUGGAUUCCUGUGCGACUGCUGCCUCCAUCGCAGAAAAAACAACCCGGCAAUUUACCAGUUAUCGUCACGCCGAGCGGUAGUGUGCUCAUCUACGAAUUGAUAUACGACGAUGUCAUCGCUCGUAGCAGCGUGUGGCGGUAUGAUUCCGAUUCGGACCAAUGGGAGCGCUUGACCCCGCUCCCCGUCGGACGGUGCGAGGGUCCGCUAGUGACCAAUGAAAAAAUGUAUGUCCUUGUCAGCGGCGACCAGUCGCAGUGCUUCAUGUGCUAUAAUGAGCUUUCUAAGGAAUGGGAAGCACAGGCCACUCUUCCUGGGAAGGUGUUACUGUCGUCUGCGAUGACGGUAGGCGAUAACGGAUGUAUUUACAAGUUUGGCGGCCACGACUUUUCUUAUAAAGUUGAUAAAAAAGGCCGUCUUUCGGAUGCCGCAUACUGCUUCAAUCCACGCGAAAAAACGAUCAAAACGUUGCCGAAAAUGCCGUCAAAACGAUACCAAAGCUGCGUCGCUGUUAGUCCCGAUGGACUGAUAUACGUCAUUGGUGGAAUAGGCUCGAAGCAUAAACGCAAGUUUAAAGAAUUUUUUGUCGACUGUUUUGAGGCAUACAAUCCAAGAACCAAUCAAUGGCAGACAAAAUAUGCAAAGCAAUGGGCUAUAUCAUCCGACUUUCUUCGAUUAAUUACCUUUGAUGGGAAACUCCAUUUAUUCAACAAUACAGCGAUGUACUAUGAUGCAACUCAGGACAGCUGGAUUCAUUUCGCAGGCCUUACACCACUACUCGGUAAAUGUUGCGGUUAUGGGUUGGUUCCACAAUAUGUCGUCCGCAAAUGGACACAACAGCCGAGUUCUUGUGUUCACUUGAAGUGUGCUAGCGGUUGCUCAGAAGACCAUUGGUAGUUUUUUAAAAGCUGUUUGUAUAAAGCU
Paramacrobiotus metropolitanus is the source of this 2090-nucleotide messenger RNA. Its product is annotated as kelch-like protein 20. Lineage: Eukaryota; Metazoa; Tardigrada; Eutardigrada; Parachela; Macrobiotidae. The transcript is spliced from 6 exons. Gene Ontology annotation, molecular function: protein binding. The record is from RefSeq and is a predicted model, not a curated record. The coding region runs from base 1098 to 2063 and encodes 321 amino acids.